This is a messenger RNA of Drosophila rhopaloa, 3222 nucleotides long. RefSeq names its product esterase B1. NCBI's taxonomy places the organism in Eukaryota, Metazoa, Arthropoda, Insecta, Diptera, Drosophilidae. The record is from RefSeq and is a predicted model, not a curated record. Bases 518 to 2227 code for a protein of 569 amino acids. Gene Ontology annotation, molecular function: cholinesterase activity. The transcript is spliced from 5 exons.
UUCACGCCAAGCGGACGCGAAACGGCAACAAAUGCCGAACUACACAUAACAAUAAGACACCAUCGCAAAUUGCCCACAAAAGCCACAACUAUAUAACAAGACCGACGGGCAACGGCAGUGAGCAAACCAAUCAAGAAAAGUUGAUUCCGCGACUCCAGCAAACGUUAUGUGAUAAGUGUUUAUUCUGGAUUUUUUCGCAUCCUGCGUUUUAAUUUUUCAGCGUGGUUUUCGACGCGUGUGCGUGUGUUUGUGCGCAGGACAAAAAGCUCGGUUUUUUGUUGAUAUACGCAGUCCUUGCAAGGCCACCAAACAGCUGGCAGUUCCUCAACUCGGUUAGGGAUAAAAACCAAAACAAUUUUUAUAAACAUUUUCUAAAUAUUUAUUAAAACACCACCGAACCCAGAAACAUUUUCAUAUUUUAUAAAAGCCAAAUCUAGAUUUUGGCUGCUUUAAAAAAGCGGCUGUUAAUUUGUUGAUUGAACACGAGCCGAAAAGGAAACAGAAGUAAAAUAACAACAUGUCUUCUAUGGCUGCAUUUGAUCAGUUCAAAAUUGGACUCAAAAUGGUUGACUUUAAGGUCCAGCAACGUCGCUACCGGACCAGCGAAAAGACUGUCGUCAGCACCACCUACGGCCCCAUCAAGGGAGUGAAGAGGAAGUCCAUCUACGGCCAGUCGUACUUCAGCUUCGAGCGGAUCCCCUUCGCGAAGCCCCCGGUGGGCGAGCUGCGGUACAAGGCCCCCCAGCCCCCGGAGGUCUGGACCGAGGUCAAGAGCUGCACCUCCCAGGGACCAAAGCCCCUGCAGAAGCACUUCGUGUUCGAGAUGACCGAUGGCUCCGAGGACUGCCUCUACCUCAAUGUAUACACAAAGAAUUUAUAUCCCACCAAGCCCAUGCCUGUGAUGGUCUGGAUCUAUGGCGGUGGCUUUCAGUUCGGCGAGGCCUCGCGCGAAUGCUACAGUCCGGAUUAUCUUCUGCGCGAAGAUGUGGUGGUUAUUUCUAUUAACUAUAGACUGGGACCACUCGGAUUCCUGUGCCUGGACGAUCCAGAGCUUGAUGUUCCCGGCAAUGCCGGCCUCAAGGAUCAGGUGCUGGCCCUGCGAUGGGUCAAGGCAAACUGCUCCCGAUUCGGAGGAGAUUCGGCGAAUAUAACCAUUUUUGGGGACAGUGCGGGCAGUGCCUCGGUCCACUAUAUGAUGAUAACCGAGCAGACGCGCGGACUUUUCCACAAGGCCAUCUGCAUGUCGGGAAACACGCUUUCGCCCUGGGCGGUCACCCCCCAGAGAAAUUGGCCAUAUCGACUGGCUGUGCAGGCCGGCUAUGCGGGCGAAAACAACACCCGCGAUGUGUGGGACUUCCUGAACAAUGCCAAGGGUUCCGACAUCAUCAAGGCGAAUGGCGAGCUGUGCAUCGACGAGGAGAAGAGGGAGCGAAUCGGCUUCUCCUUUGGUCCAGUGAUCGAACCCUACGUGACCAGCCACUGUGUGGUGCCCACGAAACCCAUCGAAAUGAUGCGGACCGCCUGGAGCAACAACAUCCCAAUGAUCAUCGGAGGCGUUUCCAACGAGGGUCUGCUGCUGUACUCCGAAACGAAGUCCAAUCCAAAGUGUCUUAACGAGUUGGACGACUGCCGAUACGUGGUGCCCAUCGAAUUGAAUAUGGACAGGGAGAGCGCCCUGUGCCGCGAGUAUGGUGAUCAGUUGAGGCAGAGCUACUACGGCGAAAAGACGCCGAGUCUGGACACCCUGCAUGAAUACCUUCAGAUGGUCUCCCACGAGUACUUCUGGUUCCCCAUAUACCGCACAGUAUUGUCCCGCCUGCAGUAUGCCCGCGGAGCUCCGACGUACCUGUACCGCUUCGACUUCGACUCGAAGCACUUCAACCACCUGCGGAUCCUGAGCUGCGGCAAGAAGGUGCGGGGCACCUGCCACGGCGACGACCUGUCCUACUUGUUCUACAACUCGCUGGCGAGGAAGCUGAAGAUCCACACGCGGGAGUACAAGUGCAUCGAGCGGCUGGUGGGGCUGUGGACGCACUUCGCCGCCUCCGGAAACCCCAACUUCGAUCCGGAGCAGGAGGAUCUGUGGCAGCCCGUCGAUCUGGCGGCCGUCGAGAAACACCAGCUGAAGUGCCUUAACAUAUCCGACGAGCUGAAGGUGAUCGACGUGCCCGACCUUAGGAAAUUAAUGGUCUGGGAGAGCUUCUUCCGACGCGACGAGCUGCUGUAAGGAUCUGCCGGGUCCACCUAGACUAGAUCUGUAGCUUGAGCGAGGGUGGGUCAUUUUUGGAGGCCAGAAAAUAUAAGGGUUGAAAAGGAUCUGGGGUAAUCGGUCUGAUUUUUAACAAAAACAUUGAAUUCUGUACAUUGCUUUCCUGAUAUUGUCUUGGGUCUUCUCUAAUCAUGGGACUUUAUCCCUUUUUUGAAACCACUUUUGCCCACAGAUUGCAACAUCACCCUCAAAGAUUUUCAAUAUUUUUGGCAGUUGUGCAAAAUGAACCCACCCUUACCUAUAUGAUUCUAAAAGCUUUACGUUGUACGUUACGUUGUUUGAAACAAUGCAAAGCGUAGCUUUAGACCUGAGAUCAAGAGAGUUAACUGUUGUUAAGUUUGCCAACGUGGGGAAUUCGAUUUAGGUGUGUUAAAGAUUAUCCGCUUCUAUCUAUAUCUGGUCGGAUAGAAUCUGUAGUCUAAGCAGGCUGUUUGUAUGUUAGUUAUGACUCAUAACCUAUGAGUGUGAAUCAAGUCGCAACUGAAGUACCUUCUUUGGAAAUUACCAAGCCAACUAAACCAAACUAAACAAGACAGCCAAGGAAUCUGAAGAAAGAACUUAUAUUUAACGUUGUUUUAAGUCGCGCUUAUAUUUUUAAUAGCAACCGUAUUUUAUACGAUCCAACGUUUUCGGGAUCGUAUUAAGUUCUCUGCACAAGCCUGAGUAAAGGUUCCAUUAUAUUUUCUUCCAUUACGUACAGUACGCACACAUAUACAACAGGGAAAUUUCCAUUUGUGUUUCCUAAAAAAUAUUUAUAUAACUGAGACAACUAGUUAACUGUAACCAAUUUAUUUAUAUUCUUAGCCUAAGACUUUUUAGAUAUUUAACUUUUUGUAUACAUAGGUUGUUUUUGGUAAAAUGUUAUUUUUGAACAAACAGAAAACCUGUCCAUGUUUUACAUCGUUUUUAGAAUACGAAGAAAUAAAACUAAACAACAAAACAAAAACUAUUUA